AUGAGGUUUGCAUCGGACGCUCUUUACUUUGCGCUUCAUCCAAAGCAGCUGGGAGUGAAACUACGUCAAAGUCCUGUUCAUAAGAGACACAAAGCCCAAGAGUCAUCGACAGCCAAAAUCUGCUUUGAUUUCUUGGAUCGAACCGGUCGCAGCUUCAGCGCUGUGGUCAAAGAGCUUCAUCCUGAAUUACUACUUCCCGUGUGUGUAUUCUACCUGAUACUUCGCGGGCUCGAUACAAUUGAAGACGACACCUCAAUCCCUCUCGAUAUAAAGGAACCGCUCCUACGAAACUUCAAAGACCACUUGGAUCAUACUGGCUGGACAUUUACCGGCAAUCGUCCCGAAGAAAAGGACCGUGAACUGUUGGUUCACUUUGACAGUGUGAUUGUUGAGUUUAAGAAAUUGAACGAGCCCUACCAAACGAUCAUCAAGGAUGUCACCGAGAAGAUGGGAAACGGCAUGAGCGAUUUCGCGCGAAAGGCUGCGAGAGGUGACAUCAGCGUCGGCACUAUUGAGGAAUACAAUCUCUAUUGCUGGCAUGUAGCCGGGAUCGUUGGCGAAGGUCUGACGCAGCUGUUCCUUCAGGCCGAGUUAGCUGAUCCAAUCCUGAUGAACCACUCCCUGUACAGAUCCAUGGGACUGCUGUUGCAAAAGAACAACAUUAUCCGAGACUUACGUGAAGACUUCGACGACGGCCGUCGAUUCUGGCCAAAAGAAAUCUGGUCUAAGCAUGUUGAUCAAUUUGAAGACCUAUUCGACCCCAAAUACACCGAGAAUGCGCUUAAUUGCAGCUCUGAGAUGAUAUUGAAUGCUCUGGAACAUGUCCGUGAUUGUGUUUCCUAUCUUGCAGGCUUGCACGAGCAAAGCGUGUUCAACUUCUGCGCGAUUCCACAAGCUAUGGCUUUGGCUACUCUUGAGUUGUGUUUUCGGAAUACAGCAAUAUUUCAUCGAAAUGUCAAGAUCACGAAGGGAGAUGCGUUGCAGUUGAUGAUUCAGUCAAGUAAAGACCUUGACAGUGUGAAGAGCAUUUUUUGUCGUUAUGCUCAGCGGAUUCAACAGAAGAGUGACCCUAACGAUCCGAAUUUUCUAUCUAUUCGCCUUGCAUGUGAAGAGGUUAGUGGUUUACGAAUCAGAUUAGGCGGGGUUUGGUCGCUAAUAUGA
This is a messenger RNA of Penicillium nucicola, 1161 nucleotides long. RefSeq lists its product as uncharacterized. The transcript has 2 exons. Bases 1 to 1161 code for a protein of 386 amino acids. Gene Ontology annotation, biological process: farnesyl diphosphate metabolic process; ergosterol biosynthetic process. Gene Ontology annotation, cellular component: endoplasmic reticulum membrane. The record is from RefSeq and is a predicted model, not a curated record. NCBI's taxonomy places the organism in Eukaryota, Fungi, Ascomycota, Eurotiomycetes, Eurotiales, Aspergillaceae. Gene Ontology annotation, molecular function: squalene synthase [NAD(P)H] activity.